GUGCCAUAUGAGGAAGGGAAAUACUGGGCUACAGUAAGUUAUUUUGAGUUAAAUACACGUGUCGGCGAGCAGUACAAAGUUUCUUCGCCAACAAUAGAAAUCGAUGGUUUUACCGAUCCGAUAUCGAAUCCAAGCAAAAUUUGUCUUGGGUUAUUGUCCAAUGUUAACAGAAAUCAGCAGAUUGAAUCCACAAGAAGACGCAUUGGCAAAGGUUGGCUUUCUUACGAAAGCGCAAUAUUUAUUCAAUCACGCAACUGCAAUUACUUUCAUAGUUUCCAUCCAACAACAGUGUGUAAAAUAACAAAUGGAAUUUCGUUGAAAAUUUUCGAUUUGGCAAAGUUCCGUCAGCUACUGGCCGAAUCGACCCGUUGCUGCUCGUUCGAUGCAAUUUAUGAAUUAACGAAUAUGACAAUAAUACGGAUGUCGUUUGUGAAGGGUUGGGGUGCCGAGUAUCAAAGACAGGAUGUUACGUCGACUCCAUGCUGGAUCGAAAUACAUCUCCAUGCUCCGCUUCAGGUUUAUCAUUUUUUCAUUCUUCCCCCAAAAGCGGGCUUGGUAACUAGCUUCAGGUUAUCAGGAUGCCUGGAAAAUACAAUUUUUAUGUUUCAUGCUGUAACAGUUGCAAGGGGCGCAUAUUAUCACGCCUCUGUGUAUGUAUGUCUGCGUAAAUUUUGUCCUCGCUUUUCAAUUCUGGAACCAUAG
Molecule: messenger RNA, 702 nt
Organism: Gongylonema pulchrum
Lineage: Eukaryota; Metazoa; Nematoda; Chromadorea; Rhabditida; Gongylonematidae
Source: the annotation of a GenBank genome assembly